Molecule: messenger RNA, 4690 nt
Organism: Lepus europaeus (European hare)
Lineage: Eukaryota; Metazoa; Chordata; Mammalia; Lagomorpha; Leporidae
Product: zinc finger protein 345-like
Exons: 6
Coding region: 308-2839 (843 amino acids)
Biological process (GO): regulation of transcription by RNA polymerase II
Molecular function (GO): RNA polymerase II cis-regulatory region sequence-specific DNA binding; DNA-binding transcription factor activity
Source: RefSeq, a predicted model, not a curated record
CCUAGUGGUGUCCAGACUACAGCGGGAAGAGCGUCCCCGCGGUGGCUCGGCCUUCUCUGCUCUGAGAAGAGGAAGCCGGAGGCUUCGUGAGCGGGAAGUGGUCCAGAAACUGCUCAGGUGUGGAUGUAGGUGGUUGAGCAACAGACAGUCCUUCCUUCUUGAUUCUACACAAAGAUACAGCUCUCUGCAGUGCAUCUGAGAAGCAGCAGACAACCCAAAUUCUUGAGUCCCUGCCACCAUGAGGGAGACUUGGAUGGAGUUCCAGAUCCGAGCUUUGAUCUGACCCAGUCCCAGCCAUUGUGACCAUAUGGUGAUGAUAGCAUUUGAAGACCUGGCUGUGUUCUUUACUUGGGAGGAAUGGCAGAACAUGAACCAAGCUCAGAAAAUCCUGUACAGGGAUGUGAUGCUAGAGACCUACAGCAGCCUGUUCUCCCUGGGGUACUGCAUGACCAAACCUGACUUGAUCUUCAAGUUGGAGCAAGGAGCAGAGCCCUGGAUGGGGGAAGAAUGCCUACAUCAGAGCCUUCCAGUUGCCAUGAAACUGGAUGAACUGAUUAAGACCAACCAGAAAAGUCUGGAGGAAAAUCUGAAUCAGGAUGUUAUGAAAAAUAAUAAGACAUUAACUUCCAAGGGAGUUGAAUUCAGAAAAACACUUAAUUUAAGUAUAAGCCAUAUUCCAAAACUGAGUAUCAAAAAGAGAAACUAUUCAGGAAUAAAACCUGAAGAAUGCAGUGUAUGUCACAAUGUGUAUCCCCCUUGUGGGCCUGAUCAGCUACAAGCUGGAGAGAAAUUUGAUGCUACUACGGUACCUGGGAACACUCUCCAGUUCUGUGAGCCUCUUAAUGAACAGCACAAAAUUCAGACCAUGGAGCAGGCACUUGAACAAAUUAGACAAGGGAAAGUCUUCAAAAGGAAGAACAUAUUCUAUGAAUCUGAGAAGCUUUUUAUGGUAGAAACCUGUAAUAAGCCAACUGCCACUAUUGGCAAGACAACUCAAAUACUACAAGAUUUCCAUAAAAAGUCUAACCUCAGUAUACAUCAACAAAGUCCCAAAAGAGAGAACGUUUAUAAGUAUAUUGGGCCUGUGGAACCUGUCAUUUACCAAUCACAUGUUAGAAUGAAUCAUAGACCAAAUAUAGAGAAGAAAUCGUAUGCAUGUAAAACUUGUGGGAAGUCAUUCACUAAUAAAUUCUGCCAUCCCCUCCAUCACAGCACUCAUAUAGUGGAAAACCCUCAUGUGUGUAAUGAUUGUGGAGAAACCACUCACCAGAAGUCAGGUGUCAUUAGACAUCAGAGAAUUCACACAGAGUUGAAAUCUUAUAAAUGUAAUGACUGUGGGAAGUUCUUUGACCAGAAGAAACACCUCAUAAAUCAUCAGAGAAUUCACACAGGGAAGAAACCUUAUGAAUGCAAUGACUGUGGAAAAACCUUUGGCCAGAAUUCAAACCUCAGAAAGCAUCAGAGAAUUCACACAGGGGAUAAGCCUUAUAAAUGCAGUGACUGCGGAAAAGCCUUUGGCCAGAAGUCACACCUCAUAAAUCAUCAGAGAAUUCACACAGGGGAGAAACCUUAUGAAUGCAAUGACUGUGGAAAAACCUUUGGCCAGAAGCCACACCUCAGAAAGCAUCAGAGAAGUCACAGAGGGGAUAAGCCUUAUGAAUGCAAUGACUGUGGAAAAGCCUUUAGCCAGAAAUCAACACUCACAAAUCAUCAGAGAAGUCACACAGGGGAGAAACCUUAUGAAUGCAGUGACUGUGGGAAAACCUUUGGCCAGAAGUCAAACCUCAUAAAUCAUCAGAGAAGUCACAGAGGGGAUAAGCCUUAUGAAUGCAAUGACUGUGGAAAAGCCUUUGGCCGGAAGCCACACCUCAUAAAUCAUCAGAGAAUUCAUACAGGGGAUAAGCCUUAUGAAUGCAAUGACUGUGGAAAAGCCUUUGGUCAGGUGUCACACCUCAUAAAUCAUCAGAGAAGUCACACAGGGGAGAAGCCUUAUGAAUGCAAUGACUGUGGAAAAACCUUUGGCCAGAAGUCAUACCUCGUAAAUCAUCAGAGAAUUCACACAGGGGAGAAACCUUAUGAAUGCAAUGACUGUGGAAAAGCCUUUAGCCAGAAAUCAACACUCACAAAUCAUCAGAGAAGUCACACAGGGGAGAAACCUUAUGAAUGCAGUGACUGUGGGAAAACCUUUGGCCAGAAGUCACACCUCAUAAAUCAUCAGAGAAGUCACAGAGGGGAUAAGCCUUAUGAAUGCAAUGACUGUGGAAAAGCCUUUGGCCGGAAGCCACACCUCAUAAAUCAUCAGAGAAUUCAUACAGGGGAUAAGCCUUAUGAAUGCAAUGACUGUGGAAAAGCCUUUGGCCGGAAGCCACACCUCAUAAAUCAUCAGAGAAGUCACACAGGGGAUAAGCCUUAUGAAUGCAAUGACUGUGGAAAAGCCUUUGGCCACAAGUCAAACCUCAGAAAGCAUCAGAGAAGUCACACAGGGGAGAAGCCUUAUGAAUGCAAUGACUGUGGAAAAACCUUUGGCCAGAAGUCAUACCUCGUAAGUCAUCAGAGAAUUCACACAGGGGAGAAACCUUAUGAAUGCAAUGACUGUGGAAAAGCCUUUGGCCAGAAGUCAAGCCUCAGAAAGCAUCAGAGAAGUCACACAGGGGAGAAACCUUAUGAAUGCAGUGACUGUGGAAAAGCCUUUGGCCACAAGUCACACCUCAGAAAGCAUCAGAGAAUUCACACAGGGGAGAAGCCUUAUGAAUGCAAUGACUGUGGAAAAACCUUUGGCCAGAAGUCACAACUCAAAAUGCAUCAGAGAAUUCACACCAUGGAGAAAGCUUAUAAAUGAAAUGACUGUGGAAAAGCCUUUGGUCCCAUCCUUGCAUACCGAGGAUAAAUCCCACUUGGUCUGGGUGGAUGAUCUUUCUGAUGCAUUGUUAGAUUAAAUUGGCCAGAAUUUUGUUGCGGAUCUUUGCAUGUAUGUUCAUCAGGGAAAUUGGUCUAUAAUUACUUUCUCUGUUGUAGUUUUUUCAGGUUUAGGAAUGAAGGUGAUGCUGGCUUCAUAGAAAGAAUUUGGGAGAAUCACCUCUCUCUCAAUUGUUUUGAAUAACUUCAGAAGAAUUGAAGUUAGUUCUUCUUUAAAUGUCUGUCAGAAUUCAACAGUGAAGCCAUCCAAUCCUGGGAUUUUCUUUGUGGCAAGGGUCUUUAUUACUGAUAUCAUUUCCAUCUGGUUGUGGGUGUGUUUAGUUUUCCUAUAUCUGUGUUGCUCAAUUUACGUAGGUUUUAUGGAUGUCAGGAUGGUGGAAAGCCUUUUUGCUGUAAUUCAUAACUCAUAAGAUAUCAGAGAAUUCACACAGGGAAUUUUCUAUAUGACCUUUUUGUACAAGUUAUAUCUCAUGAAAUAUUAGAGAAUUCACCAAGGGGAGAAAUGCAUGAAUGUAAUAAAUGUGAAUAAGCCUUUGUGGUGCAAAUCAGACCUCAUCAAACAUAAAAGAAUUCUCAUGGGGAGAAAUUUUAUGAAUGUAAUGACUCAGAGCCUUUUACCAUAAUUCAGCCCUCACUGUACAUCAUCAAAUUCAUAUAGGGAAAAACCCCUUUGAAAGUAAAAUCCCUUUAAUUAGAAGCCAUACCUCAUAAGACAACAGGGAAUUCACAUGGGAGAGAAACAUUAUGGGUGUAAUGAGUGUUGGAAAGCUCCUUAUAUCAGAAUGCACAACAUAUAUAUCUAAUGAAUGAAAUACAUGUGAGAAAGCCAUUUCACAUAAGUAAUGCCUCAUAAUCCAUCAUGGAGUUUGAACAAGGGAGAGACCUUAACAAUAUAAUGAAGGUGGAAGAGCUUUUCCCCAAAAUUCAUGUAAGUAUUGUGAUAAAACCUUUUGCUGGAAAUCACAUCCUAUCUAACAGACUCAUGUAAUGGAGAAAGCUUAUAAAUAUUAUUAGUGUGAAAAGAUUGUCAGAAGUCAAUGGUACAUCAGAGAAUUGACACAGGUGGUUUCUUAGGAGUAUAAUGAUUGUGUAAAAACAUUUUCUUUAUUUCAGGCUUGUAUAGAUAUAGAAUUCACAAAAGGUAAUAUUCUUUGCAUGCUGUGAAUUUGAUAAAACUGUUAGCCAGAAAUUAGACAUCAACAGACUUCAGAGGAUUCAUAAGGAACAAAAUUCCAUGCAAUGACUUUGGAAAAAGUAUUUCUGCUAUAAAUCAGUCUUCAAUUCCCAUGAACAGACUCACAAAUGAGAAAACACGCAUGCAUAGAAAAGUUUUGUACCAUAAAUUAUCUCUAGAUGGUAAACUAAUAAUUCACACAAAAGAAAAAUCAUGAGUGUAAUGAAUUGGGAAACCCUUUGCUGUAAGGCAGAUUUCAGGAAGCUUAGCAAGAUUACAGAAAAGUCUCUGAAAAUGUAACAUGUCUGAAAGAAUUGUUGGCAUCACAGAGUGGAGGAUAGCUCAAGUGCAUGUGUUUUUGUGACCUGUCAUCCAAAUUGGUAUCUCUUUUUCUUUGAUGAAUUCCUUGUUUAUUUAUUUAACAGAUUUAGAGACAAAGUAUUCCUGUCCAUUGAUUUACUAUCAUAUGCCCACAAUUGCCAUGGUAAGGUCUAUGGCAAAAUCUGAGUGCUGAGGGCUGUGAAUCUGAUUCAUCACGGAUAAUGCUGAAGACAUUGAUUCCUGGUUUUUACACCACUAUGCAUGGAAAUGUUUUUCUAA